Molecule: messenger RNA, 2022 nt
Organism: Xylona heveae TC161
Lineage: Eukaryota; Fungi; Ascomycota; Xylonomycetes; Xylonales; Xylonaceae
Product: ATP synthase regulation protein NCA2
Exons: 4
Coding region: 1-2022 (673 amino acids)
Cellular component (GO): mitochondrial outer membrane
Source: RefSeq, a predicted model, not a curated record
AUGACCUUUGUCACAGACCAAGUCCGCCGCGUGGACAGCCAGUUGGAUCGACUGCAGCUGUUUGGUCUACCGUCAGCGCCGGUUUCACCUUUGCUAGAGGCCCGCCGCGACACAUUGGAUCAUGCGCCAGUAACGUCUACUCGUGCAAGUCAACUCCAGAUUGUUGCAAAGGCCCUUUCUGCAUCGGCGACUUCCCAGCCAAUUCUGAAACCUGUCCGGAUAUGUAGCCUCCUGGAGCAGGCGCAAUCGGCACUCGCACAACCCAUCAGCGUUCAGGCUCAGGAAGACACAGCUUAUGAGCGUGACCUUGAAUGGCUCAUUGUCAGCAAAGCGGCUACGCAAACCUACGGCGUCCUCCUCAAUGUAUUGCUCGACCAGAUCAUGCCAUUGAGCAAUGACAUUUGGUAUUGGGACGAUAUCUUGGGUUCCCGAAUGUAUACUGGCCUGUAUUCAAUACAGACCUCACCUCUACGUUUUUGGAAAUGGUCCAAAGAGGUUUAUCACGACGCGCGGCAGAAACUCGAAUCUAUUACUGGUCCUAGCGAGCUUGGUGCAACUGCUUCGAAAUCUCUUACUGACCGAUGGACCCAAUUCUAUGGGCUGGUCAAAGAAAGCGUUCGCGAGCGUUCUCUUUUGGAUAUCCAUAGACAGGUCGUCUCGCCAUUUGCUCUUGUUCGCGCCGAGGUCCGCCGGAAGCAGGCUGCGCUGAGAAAAUUCCGUGAAAUGAGCGCCAGUGGACUUGGUGUUCUAAUGGACGAGGGUCUUGCAUUUGGUUUGGACGACGAGAGUCUCUUCUCAAAUACUGAGGGUUCGAAAUUUGACAAGGAAGACUGGAAGCUCGUUGUUGCCAAGAGUAUUGCAUUGAUGGAAACCGUUCUCCGAAAUGUCACUGCAAUCGAGGUGGGCCUUCCAGAUUUCGAGGACACCGUCUUUGCCAGCAUAGAGGAGGAAUCAGAUGUCAUGCACCAAGCUUCAGACGAAAGUAGCGAUGGCAAGCCGGCCGCCCUCUGUAAACGCCUUCAAGACAUUCUAGAAUCGCACAUUCCGGGGCACAAUAAUGCGUCCAAAGCUCUUACUGUCAAAUUUGGACGUCCAUCUAGACUAACGCGAUAUUGGCUCCCUGCAAUUGUCCUGAUUCUGUCAUCGAGCACGCUCUUGCGAAUUCUCGCCAGCCGGCAGGCAGAAAUCGCGACUUGGAUUCGUGAAUUGGGAACCACCAUUGUGGACUUCUGGUCGAACUGGGUUAUCGAACCGACCAAAAAGGUGCUGGGUACGAUUCGACAUGAUAAAGACAGCGAAAUUGCAAUCAUGAGCAAGGAAAGCCUUGCGGGUGAUCGCGCCAGCCUUGAGCGUAUGGUUGUAGACUUUGCAGUCGACCAUCCCGCAGAAAGCGGUGGUGCAGCAAGUCUAAGUGAAGCCGAAAUUUCUUCGAUUAGGGACAAGGUCAAGGAAGGCGAUUUGACACCGGUACUCAAGGCUUACGAACGAGACCUGAGGAAGCCAUUCAUGGGAACUGUCCGCGGUGAUCUCGUUCGAGCACUGCUUAUUCAAGUGCAGAAAACAAAGGUUGAUGUAGAGGUUGCCAUGGGCGGCAUUGACUCAUUGCUAAAGAGCCAAGAGCUUGUCUUUGGAUUUGUUGGACUUACGCCAGGCAUACUCGUCUGCAUAGCCUCGUUGCGUUGGGUGAAAGACACGUUUGGUAGUCGCUCUGGUAGCAAAGAAGGAAAGCGCCAUGUGAAGAUGGUCCGCGUGUUAAGGAAUAUUGACCGCAUCCUUUCCGCAUCUUCCUCUCCCUCAUCUCCUGGAAGUCCUCAUCAAGGCAUGCUCUCGUACAAAGAGCACGGUCUUUUGCUCUGCGAAGUCCACACCAUGCGCCAGACCGCCCAGCGUGUCCUUCCUGGAGAAAUCCACCGCGAGUUCCUCGAAGAUAUCGAAGAUCUCGUGGACAUUCGCACCGGCGUCGAGCGUCAAUUGAAGGUUGUGGAACGAAUUCGCUGGGCAUACGCCAAAUGGCUCCGGUGA